Molecule: messenger RNA, 471 nt
Organism: Trichomonas vaginalis G3
Lineage: Eukaryota; Parabasalia; Trichomonadida; Trichomonadidae
Exons: 1
Coding region: 1-471 (156 amino acids)
Source: RefSeq, a predicted model, not a curated record
AUGAGCUAUAAUACAAAACUUAUAUCUGGUUUUUACUACCAACAGUUUCCUAUAACAGGAAAAGGUGUCAUACAAGGUCUAUCUAUUCCAUUGACUUUAAGUACACCUAUUUUAUAUAUUGUUUCAAACUUAGGUUCAAAGUGCUAUUCGAAUGUCGACAGAAACUACUAUGACCAAAAGAUACUCAUGCGUAUAAACAACACUUUCUCUGCUGGUUUGCCUAUUGUUCAUUCGAAUGCAGAGUUUUCAGCUUUAGUAAACUCAAACACUUUAGCAAACAUAAACUUAACCUUAGUUGACGCAAACUUUGUUCCUGUAAAACUUUUAUGUCCUAUGUAUUUGUCAAUGACGGCAGAAAGUUUCGAAUUGGAAGAUGCAACUGGUGAAAGUAUUGUACUACAAGAACAACUUCAACAACAAAUAGCUCAAGAACAACAAAUGCAACAAAUGCAACAACAAAGUCAAGAAUAA